UUUAUUUUUUUGGGGCGUUGAAGCCCAAGUCAAUAUUUAGGCCAUCAUGAGCAACUUUUCAUUUUGCGGAUGGUAGACACGAAUCAUUUCAUUUCAUUUCAUUUGACAAAAGGGCCAUAACGGAAGCCAUUCUUCCAGGCAAUACUGUAAGUUCAUUUCCACCAUUUUUGCUUCCCCUGUUUUCCUUUUUGGCAGGGGCUGUCACUUUUAGAGUAUGCGUGGCGUUGGAAGUGAGAGAGCUCCUCUUCUGGAUCGAGGAGAAGCAAGAAAGAGAAAUGAUUCAUCAGCGGAUGGUCAGUUAACAGACCUUGAGCAUGGAGAUGCUAUGCCGGCUGCAAAUGUGGGGUUUUGUAGGGUACUUGCACUUGCAAAGCCUGAUGCAGGGAAGCUGGUGAUAGCUACAAUUGCUCUCUUGAUUGCAUCCACAUCAAGUAUAUUGAUUCCAAAAUUUGGUGGAAAAAUAAUAGACAUUGUAUCAGGAGAUAUAGACACACCGAAACAGAGAGGUGAAGCUUUAAAUCAAGUCAAGAACACUAUACUAGAUAUCUUUCUGGUUGUUGUAAUCGGUUCAAUUUGCACAGCACUUCGGGCAUGGUUGUUUUCUUCUGCUAGUGAAAUGGUUGUUGCUAGGUUGAGAAAGAAUUUAUUCAGCCACCUGAUUAACCAGGAAAUAGCCUUCUAUGACGUUACUCGAACAGGGGAGCUUCUAAGUAGGCUGUCUGAAGAUACCCAGAUAAUAAAAAAUGCUGCAACUACCAAUCUUUCUGAGGCACUAAGAAGUUUGUCCACUGCAUUUAUUGGUCUUGCCUUCAUGUUUGCAACAUCAUGGAAAUUAACAUUGUUGGCUGUGGCUGUUGUGCCGGCUAUUUCUGUUGCUGUUCGUAAAUUUGGCCAGUUCCUUCGUGAUCUUUCUCACAAGACUCAAGCUGCAGCUGCGGUAGCUGCAUCUAUUGCUGAGGAAUCUUUUGGUGCUAUACGUACAGUGAGAUCUUUUGCACAGGAAGGUUAUGAAAUAUCUCGCUACUCAGCAAAAGUUGAUGAUACUCUACAGCUUGGUCUUAAACAAGCUAAAGUGGUUGGACUUUUUUCAGGGGGCCUAAAUGCAGCAUCAACGCUAUCAGUUAUCAUAGUUGUGAUCUAUGGAGCUAAUUUAACAAUCACAGGCUCAAUGACUGCUGGUGCUCUUACAUCAUUCAUUCUCUAUAGCCUUACAGUUGGAUCUUCUGUAUCAGGACUAUCAGGUUUAUAUGCCGUGACAAUGAGAGCAGCUGGAGCAAGCAGGAGGGUUUUUCAACUUCUGGAUCGCAUCUCAACCAUGCCUAAGUCGGGAAAUCAGUGUCCUCUGGGUGAUCAAGAUGGGGAAGUUGAGUUAGAUGAUGUUUGGUUUGCCUAUCCAUCUCGCCCCAACCAUAUGGUACUCAAGGGUAUAACCUUAAAAUUGAAGGCUGACUCAAAGAUUGCUUUAGUUGGGCCUAGUGGUGGUGGAAAAACCACUAUAGCAAACUUGAUUGAAAGGUUUUAUGACCCAAUUAAAGGAAAGAUUCUGGUCAAUGGUGUGCCUCUGGUUGAGAUAUCACAUGAACAUCUACACAGGAAGAUCAGCAUAGUGAGCCAGGAGCCUGUUCUUUUCAACUGUUCCAUAGAGGAGAACAUAGCCUAUGGAUUUGAUGGGAAAAUCAGCAUUGCUGAUGUUGAAAAUGCAGCUAAAAUGGCCAAUGCCCACGAAUUUAUAUCAAGAUUCCCAGACAAAUAUCAAACAUUUGUUGGAGAGAGAGGGGUGAGGCUUUCAGGAGGUCAAAAGCAGAGAGUGGCAAUUGCAAGAGCCCUUCUAAUGAACCCAAGAAUUCUUCUCUUGGAUGAAGCCACAAGUGCUCUGGAUGCAGAAAGCGAGUACCUAGUACAGGAUGCCAUGGAUUCUCUGAUGAAGGGAAGGACUGUUCUAGUGAUAGCUCAUAGGCUAUCAACUGUUAAAAGUGCAGACAUUGUGGCAGUUGUUUCUGAUGGACAGAUUGUUGAAAGCGGUACUCAUGAAGAGCUCCUCUCCAAGAAUGGUGUUUAUACUGCAUUAGUAAGAAGGCAACUGCAAGGAACAAAAGCUGAAAUUUAAUCUUCAAUGCCUACUUUUUCUACAAACAAAGUAUAGAGACGUUGAAUUCUAAAAAUAAGUCCAUACCAAUACUUAUAUAUGCAAUUUUGCAUUUGACCA
Molecule: messenger RNA, 2206 nt
Organism: Ziziphus jujuba (common jujube)
Lineage: Eukaryota; Viridiplantae; Streptophyta; Magnoliopsida; Rosales; Rhamnaceae
Product: ABC transporter B family member 25
Exons: 17
Coding region: 215-2107 (630 amino acids)
Biological process (GO): transmembrane transport
Cellular component (GO): membrane
Molecular function (GO): ABC-type oligopeptide transporter activity; ATP hydrolysis activity; ATP binding
Source: RefSeq, a predicted model, not a curated record